Messenger RNA from Pimephales promelas (fathead minnow), 984 nucleotides. The record is from RefSeq and is a predicted model, not a curated record. Lineage: Eukaryota; Metazoa; Chordata; Actinopteri; Cypriniformes; Leuciscidae.
AUGAAAAGCUCAGGUGGAUCAGGGUUUUGGGUUCAAGUGACCCUCAUUGCAGGUCUGGCACUGGAUGGAGGGCAGAGACAACAUGACAAGCAUCGUCUAUGCAAGAGCACAGAGUACAUGAAUUUGCACUUCAAAGUCAAAUGGUUCCAUAACGAGUAUGUCCGAGACCUGCCUGCCUUUAAGGGAAUUCCUCCAGAGUAUUCCCUGUGGUUUGAGCCGUUUGUUAUCCAGUGGUUGGAUGAAAAUGAAGAUGUAGCGAUGGAUUUUGUUAACGGAGCUCUAGAGAGAGAUAAAAAAGAUGGGUUCCAGCAGACAUCAGAACAUGCUCUCUUCUCUUGCUCGGUGGUGGAUGUGUUCACGCAGUUGAACCAAAGCUUUGAGAUCAUUAAGAAGCUGGAGUGUCCGAACCCUCAAGCUCUUGCUCACUUCAUGCGCAGAUUUGCAAAGACCAUAAACAAAGUUCUUCUCCAAUAUGCUGCGAUCAUCUCCAAAGACUUUUGCAACCAUCUGAACAAGGAGAACUUGUCCUGUAUCCUGUUGAACAACAUCCAGCAGCUCAGAGUUCAGCUGGAGAAGAUGUUUGAGUCCAUGGGAGGAAAACAGGAGGAAGGGACUGUGGUCUUCUGCAAGCUGGAUGCUGAGGCCAGUGGUUUACUCAAAGAACUUCAGAAUAAGCUCAAUACGGUUCUGGAUGAGCUCAGCGCGGUCUUCGGCUCCAGUUUCAAGCCAGUGAUUGAGGACUGUGUCAAACAAAUGAACCAGGAGCUUGUGCAGAUUAAAGGAAACGCAGGGAACAAGAGCAAUGCAGCCAUGGACGCAGAGACGGUCCUGCGACCCCUUAUGGACCUGCUGGACAAGAACCUUAUUCUGUUUGCUAAGAUAUGUGAGAAGACAGUUCUCAAGCGGGUUCUGAAGGAGCUGUGGAAAAUUGUCAUUAACACCAUUGAACGACAGAUUGUUCUUCCGCCGCUCUCAGACCAGACA